UGAACAGAUGAAACCUACUUUUGCUGAGAUAAAACAAAAUUCAUAUGGCUCAACAACUAAUAAGUUAUCGACAAUAUGGUCAAAAGAUGGAGGUUGUCCUUCUGGGACUGUUCCCAUCAAGAGAAUUACAAAGGACGAUCUUAUAAGACAAAGAAAUAUGCCACCACUAGAACCUGCCAACUUUGACGAUGAAUUUGUAAUCGUAAGAUAUUUUAUGAACAAUUUAAUACUUUUACUUGAAGAUUUUAUAAACAAGUAUAUAAUUAAUUUCAAAUAUUGUGGCAAAAACUCAUACAUUGCAAUACAUCCAUUGCAGAGCAAUAACAAUAUUGAGCAAAAGGGAAGCUACUACCAAUUUAAUGGAUAUAAGCGCGCAAUAGCUCGACCACAAUACGAUCCAAAGUUAACAAAGUUUUCAGGAGCUGGAAUGGCAACUAGUUUGUAUAAUCCUCAUGUUGAAGGUCAACAACAUAGCGCGUGUCGACUAAAAAUUCGAAAUGGAUCGGAUAUCUUACAAGUUGGUUGGAGAGUGGAUCCAACACUAUACGGAGAUAAUAAUACUAGACUUUACGUACAUUACCAGACAGGUGAAACUCAUUGUUUCAAUACAUUAUGUCCCGGCUUUGUGUCUGUACGUACCGACAUACCUCUUGAUAUGACAUUUGGGGACAAUCUUUCACAACGUGGAGGGAGCACAAGGGAGGUUGAUUUAUACAUUUAUAGGGAUAUGGGCGUUGGAAACUGGUGGCUUUUAUAUGGAGCAGACUAUACACAAGUUGGGUUUUGGCCACAUGAUAUCUUAAAUGAAUUGAAAGGUUUUGCUACGAAUGUUGAUUGGGGAGGAGUUAUAUAUAAUCCACCAGGUCUACCAGAACCUCCAAUGGGCUCGAGCUUUUAUCCUACCGGAAAUAGUAGUUUUGAUGCUUAUUGUAGGAAUAUCGCGGUUUCAAAUGAGGAUGGAGAUUCAGUUGGAAUAUAUAGUAUAGUCUGGCUUACUGAAAAUAAAUUUGCUUACAAGAUUCAAUUCGAUACAAUAUUGGAAGGGUCAAAUACUUUUACUUAUGUUUUUUAUGGUGGACCUGGUAUUAGUAAUCCAUGAAUAUAAUAUUUUUUAAGUACUCAAAUCCUAUAUAAAAAUAUUUAUGUUCAACGUCUAAAAAUAUCGCGCUUUCUCGAUAAAUGUGUAUAUUUGAA
This is a messenger RNA of Solanum lycopersicum (tomato), 1194 nucleotides long. The record is from RefSeq and is a predicted model, not a curated record. NCBI's taxonomy places the organism in Eukaryota, Viridiplantae, Streptophyta, Magnoliopsida, Solanales, Solanaceae.